This is a messenger RNA of Cynocephalus volans (Philippine flying lemur), 3431 nucleotides long. Its product is annotated as protein NYNRIN-like. Gene Ontology annotation, biological process: DNA integration. Gene Ontology annotation, molecular function: nucleic acid binding. Lineage: Eukaryota; Metazoa; Chordata; Mammalia; Dermoptera; Cynocephalidae. The coding region runs from base 846 to 1775 and encodes 309 amino acids. The transcript has a single exon. The record is from RefSeq and is a predicted model, not a curated record.
CUCAUUACCAGAGUUUGCUGCUAAACGAAAGAAUAUCUUUCGCGCCCCCUGCUGUCCUGAACCCAGCUACCCUACUACCAGUCGAGUCAGAAUCCACCCCAGUACACCAAUGCUCAGAAAUCCUUGCUGAAGAAGCUGGGACUCGACGGGACCUGAAGGACCAGCCAUUGCCCGGAGUGCCUGCCUGGUAUACAGACGGUAGCAGCUUCAUUGCGGAAGGUAAGAAGAAAGCAGGGGCCGCCAUCGUAGAUGGCAAACGGACGGUAUGGGCAAGCAGCCUGCCAGAAGGGACAUCAGCCCAGAAGGCCGAGCUAAUCGCCUUGACGCAGGCAUUACGCCUAGCCGAAGGAAAAAACAUCAAUAUCUACACGGACAGCAGGUAUGCUUUUGCCACUGCUCACAUUCAUGGGGCAAUAUAUAAACAGAGGGGACUGCUCACUUCUGCUGGAAAAGACAUUAAAAAUAAACAAGAAAUUCUGGCUCUGCUAGAGGCCAUUCACCUCCCUAAGCAGGUCGCCAUUAUCCACUGCCCUGGCCACCAGAGAGGAAAUAACCCUGUGGCGGCCGGGAACCGGAGGGCCGAUGAGGCUGCAAAACAAGCCGCCCUGUCGACCAGAGUGCUGGCAGAAACUACCAAACCUCAGGAGCCAAUCGAACCCGCCCAGACAAAGGCCAAGCUAGGAGAACUCACCCCUGACCAGGGAAAAGAAUUCAUUCAACGGCUACACCGGCUGACACACUUGGGACCAGCAAAACUUCUCCAAUUGAUAAACCGCACCAGCCUCCUCAUCCCAAACCUCUCGUCUGCAGUUCGCGAAGUCGCCAGUCAGUGUCAGGCUUGUGCCAUGACUAAUGCGGUCGCAACCUACCGAGAGACCGGAAAAAGACAACGAGGAGAUCGACCCGGCGUAUACUGGGAAGUAGACUUCACAGAGAUAAAGCCUGGUCGGUAUGGAAACAGGUAUCUGCUGGUAUUUAUAGAUACCUUCUCUGGAUGGGUAGAAGCUUUUCCUACCAAAACUGAAACGGCCCUGACUAUAUGUAAAAAGAUACUAGAAGAAAUCCUGCCCCGUUUCGGGAUCCCUAAGGUGAUCGGGUCAGAUAAUGGCCCAGCCUUUGUUGCUCAGGUAAGCCAGGGACUGGCCACACAACUGGGGAUAAAUUGGAAAUUACAUUGUGCGUAUAGGCCCCAGAGCUCAGGUCAAGUAGAGAGAAUGAAUAGAACCAUCAAAGAGACCUUAACUAAAUUGGCCUUAGAGACCGGUGGAAAAGACUGGGUGGCCCUCCUUCCCUUAGCGCUGUUCAGAGCCAGGAAUACCCCUGGCCAGUACGGUCUAACUCCCUAUGAAAUCCUCUACGGGGGACCCCCCCCCAUACUUGAGUUGGGAGAAACACUGGGUCCCGAUGAUAAUUUUCUCCCUGUCUUAUUUACUCACUUAAAGGCUCUAGAAGUUGUGAAGACCCAGAUUUGGGAUCAGAUCAAAGAGGCAUAUCAGCCCGGUACUAUAGCUGUCCCCCACCCGUUCCAGGUCGGAGACCGAGUGCUGGUCAGACGCCAUCGGCCCAACAGCCUUGAGCCUCGGUGGAAAGGCCCGUAUCUGGUAUUGCUGACCACCCCGACCGCAGUGAAAGUUGAUGGCAUCGCUGCCUGGGUCCAUGCUUCCCAUCUCAAGCCUGCACCACCCCCGGCACCAAACGAGACCUGGGAGCUGGAAAGGACUGAUCAUCCUCUUAAGCUGCGUAUUCGGCGGCGGAAAAAUGAGUCCACCGGGUAAGAACCCCCACCGGCCUGUGAUCCUCACCUGGAAGGUACUGUCCCAAACUGGAGAAGUUGUCUGGACCAAACAGGCUGCCCAGCCUCCUUGGACUUGGUGGCCCGAUCUUAAACCUGAUGUAUGUGCCCUGGCGGCGGGUAUUGAAACCUGGGAUAUCCCGGGAUCCAGUGUAUCGGCCUCCAAGGCCCAGAUCAGACCCCCUGACUCAGACUAUACGAAAGCUUAUAAUCAGAUCACCUGGGGGACCCCAGGGUGCAGCUAUCCCCGAGCUAGAAACAGGCUUGCCGAUUCCUCCUUCUACGUGUGCCCCCGGGAUGGCCGGACCCUUUCAGAAGCUAGAAGGUGCGGGGGGCUAGAAUCCCUAUAUUGCAAAGAAUGGAGUUGUGAAACCACGGGGACGGCCUAUUGGGGACCUAGUUCCUCCUGGGACCUCAUAACUGUAGAACGUAACGGUAGCAGUAAAAGCUGUGACAACUCCGGCUGGUGUAACCCCCUUAAAAUAAAAUUCACAGAGAAAGGAAAAAAUUCCAGAGAUUGGGCACAAGGAAGAACCUGGGGACUAAGGUUCUAUUUGACGGGAAACGAUCCAGGUGUACAGUUUACCAUUCGCCUAGAGAUCACCAAUAUGCCAACUGUGGCAGUGGGCCCCGACCCCGUCCUUGCAGAACAAGGACCUCCUAGCAAUAAGCUGUUCCCAAUGACUAGCAGGCAACCCCCCGCGGCACAAAUGAGCACUGUUACACAGAGCCUUCUAUCACCAGGCACUCUACCUCCCACCACGGGUGACAGGCUCUUUGGUCUUGUACAGGGGGCCUUCCUAGCUCUAAAUGCCACCAACCCAAACGCCACAGAACAUUGCUGGCUCUGUCUGGCCAUAAGCCCCCCCUACUAUGAAGGAUGGUUCAAUAGCUCCCCUUGGUUCACUACCCCACUAUCAACCAUCAUCGGGCCCCUAGUACUCCUUCUUCUGUUGCUCAUUCUGGGGCCCUGUGUCAUCAACAGGUUAGUCCAAUUCAUCAAUGAUAAGAUGAGUACAAUUAAGGUCCUGGUUCUUAGACAAAAAUAUCAGACUAUAGAUAAUGAAAAUAACUUUUAACUCCGCUCUAAGAUUAGAGCUAUCCACAAAAGAAAUGGGGGAAUGAAGGAAGUGUUUUUUCUUUUCAAGCUAGCCGCAGUAUAGGGAAAAUACAGCCAAAAAGUCAAGUUAAGAAACAAGGGGAACAGAGUCAAACAGGAUAUCUGUGGUUAUGCACCUGGGCCCCGGCCCGAGGCAAAGGGCGGAUAGUUCCCAGAAAUAGACAAGUCAGUUAAAGUUUCAAGAGUGCCCCUCAGCUGUUUCAAGGACUCCCAACAGUUUCCAGGGUGCCCCUCAGCUGCUUCAAGGACUCCCAACAGUUUCCAGGGUGCCCCUCAGCUGCUUCAAGGACUCCCACCAGUUUCCAGGGUGCCCCUCAGCUGUUUCAAGGACUCCCACUUGACCGAAGUUCACCCCUGGCUUGAUUCAAACUAACCAAUUACCUUGCUUCUCGCUUCUGUACCCGCGCUUUUUGCUAUAAAAGGAGCCCAGAAAUUCCACUCGGCGCGCCAGUCUUCUGAAAGACUGUGUCGCCCGGGUACCCGUGUGUUCAAAUAAACCUCUUGCUGUUUGCAUCCGUC